Anas platyrhynchos (mallard) is the source of this 7529-nucleotide messenger RNA. RefSeq names its product folliculin interacting protein 2 (gene FNIP2). Gene Ontology annotation, molecular function: protein-folding chaperone binding; ATPase inhibitor activity. Gene Ontology annotation, cellular component: cytoplasm. NCBI's taxonomy places the organism in Eukaryota, Metazoa, Chordata, Aves, Anseriformes, Anatidae. The record is from RefSeq and is a predicted model, not a curated record.
GCUGUUGUAUCUGCUACAGCUUUGCGCCAGGCUUGGUAGAAAAACUCUGACAGCAGCCAGAGCAAGUCUAUGAUGGCUUCUGAAACUUGAAAGUCAUGUCUGCUCCUCUGCCUUGGAUAACUGCAGCAGCAUUUAGGCUACAGCUGCCAUUCGGUUUAAUGGCAUGUUGAAUACAUGAAGAUCUCUGCCUCUUCUUCCCCCAACAAGAAAUCCAGCAGACUGUUCUUGUGUAGGGAAGAAAUCUGAUAGUAAUUGCCAUCGCUAAUGGUUGAUCUGUAUAGUAAGGAGAUCUGCCUGAGGCUGUGUCACUUCAGCUGGUACUUGGCUUUUUUUUUCCCAAGAGGAUCCGUAGCACAAGAAGAUGUGUGGGGGCACACCAAAAGCUACAAAUGGCACAGGGGGACAAAUAGAAAGAGCAAGAAACAACAGCGAUGUGCCACUUGGAAGUAAUCUCCCUUGUGCCAAAUUGGAUGAAAGGAUUAGAAAAUCUCUGAGAGACCAAAGUGUCAGCUGUGUGAGCAGAGUGACUAGACUGCUGCAAAACAGCUGGUCCUCUUCGGAGUUUGACUUGAAUGAAAUCCGACUGAUAGUUUACCAGGACUGUGAGAGAAGAGGCAGACAGGUCUUAUUUGACUCCACAGCUGUCCGCAAAAUUGAUGAAGCUGUUAUUCAGAAAAUGGCAGAGGAUGCUGCUGUAAAGGCUUCUGUCAAGAACUGCCAAGCAGGCAACGGGAACAAUAUUUCUUCCCAUAGCCCCUCGAUAAGCUGUUUGCAAAAUAUCAGAGAGCAAAUACCGAAGUACCAGUACACUAGACCAGCCUCUGAUGUCAACAUGCUGGGAGAAAUGAUGUUUGGCUCGGUGGCAAUGAGUUACAAAGGUUCCACCUUGAAAAUCCACUACAUACGCUCUCCCCCUCAACUGAUGAUAAGUAAAGUCUUCUCAGCCAGGGUAGGAAGCUUCAGUGGAAGCAACAAUAACUUACAAGAUAGCUUUGAAUAUAUCAACCAAGAUUCCAGCUUGGGAAAGCUGAACUCUAAUCAGAAUGGUUUGGGAACCUGUCGCAGUGGAAGUAAUUUAGGUGUGUUACAGCUGUGUAGCAGCAAACUGCUGCAGGGUGUGUCUGAAGGAGGUCCCCUCCGGCUCAUCCGCAGUGCUUCUUUCUUUGCAGCACACAGUACACCUGUUGAUAUGCCCAGCAGAGGACAAAAUGAGGACAGAGACAGUGGCAUUGCUCGGUCAGCAUCUCUCAGCAGUCUUCUGGUCACUCCUUUUCCAUCUCCAAGCUCUUCAUCAUCAUCUUCUAGCAGCUAUCAACGUCGCUGGCUCCGAAGUCAGACAACUAGUUUAGAGAACGGAAUAAUUCCAAGGUGGUCCACUGAAGAAAUGUUUAGUAUGGCUGAUGAAAGCUGUAGCUCCAAUCCUGCAAUGGUCCGGAGGAAAAAAAUUGCAAUCAGCAUUAUCUUCUCUCUGCCUGAAAAAGAAGAAGCACAGAGAAACUUCCAGGAUUUCUUUUUCUCUCACUUUCCUCUCUUUGAAUCCCACAUGAACAAGCUGAAGUAUGCAAUAGAAAAGGCCAUGAUCUCAUGUAGAAAAAUAGCAGAAUCCAGCCAAAGAGUGCAGGUUUAUAUCAGCCGAGUCAUGGAUGCCCUGGGAGAAUUCAGAAUUACCAUCUGGAACCUAUAUUCUGUUCCAAGGAUUGCAGAGCCUGUGUGGCUUAAUAUGAUGUCCAACACCUUGGAAAAGAACCAGCUAUGCCAACGUUUUCUUAAAGAAUUUACCUUUCUGAUAGAACAGAUCAACAAAAACCAGUUCUUUGCUGCUUUGUUAACUGCGGUGCUGACGUAUCAUCUGGCUUGGGUGCCAACAGUAAUGCCAGUUGACCAUCCUCCCAUAAAGGCCUUCUCUGAGAAGCGCACAUCACAGUUUGUGAACAUGCUGGCAAAAUCCCAUCCGUAUAACCCUCUCUGGGCACAGCUUGGUGAUCUCUAUGGUGCCAUAGGCUCUCCGGUUAGAUUGACUCGAACUGUUAUUGUUGGAAAACGUAAAGAGUUGGUGCAGCGCUUGCUGUAUGUCCUAACUUACUUCAUUAGGUGCUCUGAGCUACAAGAGAAUCAGCUGACUUGGAGUGAAGUGCUUGGAGAAGGAGAACAAGUGCUAAAUGGAAGCAAGAUCACAACUGCACUAGAAAAGGGAGAGGUAGAGGAGUCUGAUUAUGUGGUGGUCACUGUCAAAAAUGAACCUGCUCUUGUGCCUCCAAUCCUACCUCCUAAGAGUGAUGGAAGUAAGAACAACAGUAUUGCAGGGUGGGUACAUAAUCCAGAAGGCACUUGCACUACGACAGAUUCUUCAAAAGAAAAAGAAGCAAUAGGAAAAGUCAGUCAGAACUCUGACACAGCUGUUGACUGUCUAACUAGCACUUUGCAUAAUGGAGCAGCUGAUGGUAGGAAAAGAACUGUCACUGAUACAGGGACUGGGUCCUACCACUUUGAAGAGCAAUCAAAGUUGGAGAAUUUAAUGGAUGUAAGGAAGAACAAGAACCAGAAUGAAAGGAAAGUGGAAAAGCAAUUGUCUAGUAGGUCAUCUGCUUUACCUUGUCCUGAAAGGUCUGGCCGCAGGAGUUCCCAGUUGGAAAAGGUCACCUUUCGGAUUGGAAGUUCUGCGUCACCAGAGUCAGACUUAGAAACUCAAAGGAGAGAAAUGGAGGAGAAUCUGAAGGCAUUCAGAAAAAAUCCAGAGGUGGUAAUACAUUGUGCCUCAAGUUCAGCAGAUCUGACUGUGGAUGUUUCCCAGAAUCAAAAAGAAAGUUGCGAAGCUGCCUUUUUGCCCUUCAGUAAACACAGUAUUUGUUAUGCACAAAUUCCACCUUGUGAGGGGAAGGAGAGUAUGCUUAAUAACCAACAUAUGGAAACUAAAGGAACUGAAAUGAACUUAGGGAACACAGUAUCUGGUGAACUGCUUUUGUCCACUGAUAACGUAGAAACUGUAACGUUGCCAAGCUUGAAAGAAACUAGAACUUUAUGCUCUGGCAAUCCGGAGAGCUGUUCACCGGACUGUGUGGAAGGUGGUUCUGCUGUUAGAAAGGAGUCCCCUAAAGUAGGUGCUAAAGAUGUCCCCUAUGGGGAUGCUGGAAGGAAAACCCCCUUCAGAGUUGAAGGGGACAUUCCAAGGAAUGAGAGUUCAGACAGUGCUCUUGGAGCCAGCGAUGAAGAAGGUGAUUGUUGUAUUCCUGACGAAGUUCAUCAUGAUAAUGUCAGCAAGAGACUUGAAGAGUUUGUGGAAGUGGAGCUUCCUUUACCAAGGUCAAACACAAUCAGCAGUCAGUGUGUGAAAAACUUUGGAAGAUCGCUUCUGGGUGGCUACUGUCACACAUACGUGCCUGAUCUAGUGCUGCAUGGAGUAAAUAAUGAUGAAAAACUCAAGCAGUGUCUACUAGCAGACCUCCUUCAUGCGAUGCAUCAUCCAGUGCUAGAUGAACCCAUAGCAGAAGCUGUCUGCAUUAUUGCAGACACAGAUAAAUGGAACGUACAAGUGGCUACCAGCCAGAGAAAAAUGAUGGACAAUGUGAAAUUAGGCAAGGAUGUCUUGGUCUCGAGUCAAGUAUCCAGUUUACUGCAGUCCAUUUUACAGCUUUAUAAACUCAAUCUCCCAGCUGACUUUUGCAUAAUGCAUCUUGAGGAUAGACUACAAGAGAUGUAUCUCAAAAGCAAAAUGCUUUCAGAAUAUCUACGAGGACAUACAAGAGUGCAUGUAAAAGAACUAGGAAUUGUAUUGGGGAUUGAAUCCAAUGACUUGCCUUUGUUGGCUGCUAUAGCAAGUACUCAUUCUCCGUAUGUUGCUCAAAUACUCUUAUAAAUUAAAAUCUCAGGAUAGUCGUUCCCUUAAAGUAAAAGAAAGAAUAUGGGAAUGUUGAAAGAAGAACAGUUGCCAAACGCUGAUAAAGGGGAACACUGAGAAAAGCAGGUGAUGACUGUACAUUCUACCAUCUUCCGAUUCUGGUUUCAGCUGGACGUUUGAUCGGAGGACUUCAGUUUACAUAAUGUAAAAGGCAUUCAGGUUUUUCUUACAAUCUCAGUUCUGACUUAAAGUGACUGCAUCCUUGCAUUUUUUUCUUCAAAGGACAAAAGUUAACACUAUGUGGCAGACUGUGAGCUGCCAUCCAAAACGCUGCUCAAAACCAUGAAGUAACAGUUACAGAACAAGUGGGUUGGAAUGGAUUUCCUAAUGCUACACUCAUGAGUGUGGUGUGGUGUAUUUCUUUUCUGGGGAGGAGGAGUUGUAAACUAUGUACAUAGCAUUCCUAUACGCAAGUGUAUUAGAUGGGACAUGAUUUUUCUUGCAGAGCAUAAGCAUGGUUUUGUAUAGUAGAAAUGACCAGCUCAGAACAAGAAACCUGGAUUCAGCAGCCAGAUGCUUAAGUGGGAAUGGAGGUGAGGAUGAAAUUAAGCAAACUAUGGUUGCUUCUCUUUUAAUGAGGAGGUAUUCAGAUGAGCUCAUGACUAGAAGUAAUUCUACCCUGAAAACGGAAUGAACUUCUGAGGUGGUUUUUUUGUGGGAAAGCCUUAUGGAAUUUCUGCUACAAGUUUACAUUUGUUGCUGAUGCAACUUCAGUAACUCUGAGUUUCUGUAUGACUGUAGUCCUGGGAAUUAAACCUGUCUUGGUGUCAUCAAGCAUUACUAUCUCGGCGGAAUAUGAAUCUGACAGCCUUCUGUAUGAUACCAGUGCUAUUAGGGCAUGUGUGCACAUAGACCAAGCAAUUGGCACAAAUUGAAGACAAUCUUAUCUGGGGGGGGGGGUUAACCCUUACAAACCUUCAGUCAGAUAUAUCACUUUUUUCUGGCUACUAGUUGGUCACUAUAUUAGGUAUAAAAGAGGACCAUUGUCUGAAGUAAAAGUAGGGGACAAACUCCAAUAUUUGGUAUUACUAUGAAUGUUUGCAAUUACCCUUUAUGAUUCUACAGUAAUCUUGAACUAUCAUCCCAGGUGCCUUUCCUUAGUAGACUAACUGCUUUGAAACCAGAAACUACUUCUCCAUGAGUUGAUACUGGCCUUCUGUGUUUCUAGAAAGCAAAAUAAAAUUUUGUAUUUUACUGUUUUCAUGUGGUUGAUAACAUGAAUGUAAAAAACUUAAUUUUUGCAUAAAGCACUGUUGAGCUGGAUGUGAAACUAUGGACCAGACGGAGGAAAGAACAAAGGAUCAAAACAAACAUUCUUAAAGAAAAGGAAAAAUGAAUCUUGGACCUUUCUGUUGUGAGCCAGCAUGAAUGAGGUGUAUGAAACUGGCAGUUUGCAAGCAAAUUGCUAGCACAAUUGCUUGUGAAUAGUGAAUUCUGAUGAGAAACUUCUGGUCACCAGUUAUGUGUUGUCCUCAUUGGUGAUUACAGAUUUUUAACACUGAAGGGACACACUUUUAUUAAAAGUGAUUUUAUUUCAUACUACCUGGAUGUUUGGACUUUUCUACAGUAAACUUUCAAUGAUUUGAAACAAUGAAAUGUGCAUAUUGUGAGUUGUUUAAAUGUGAUUGGGGUCUUGAUGAACAUUGUGUUGCUUUUUUUAAGGGGAAAUGGGUAGACUGACUUACUGUGAAGAGGGGUUGUUCCCAAGUGGAGGGAUAGUUAAUAUUCUGAUACAGUGCUUCUAAAGCUGAUCCUUAUAUGCUGCGUUUCUGAUCUGACAUUCCAGAUAGUUCUUUUAUUGCAUUUUCAUAGGCUUGUCCCUGAUAUUCUGUCUCCAAAGGCUAAAAUCUUUCUGUGGUUCAGGUCUUCUCCUACUGCUAAUAAUUAGGCAAAAUUUUCAUAUUUUUGGUCUGUGAAUUCUAUCUGCUGGAAAGUAAAUUUACCUCUGCAUCUAGCUGUUAGCAGCUAUCACUUUCUAUUUCACAAGGUUAAGACAAAGUGAGAACCACAGAGCAAGUCACAUAUUCCUGACCUAUCCUUGUAAUGGCGAAUGUGGGCGUGCAUGUGUGUAGAGCUUUGAAACUGCUUCCCUGAGUGUAUAUAGAACUUCUCAUGUACUUCAUUUCAUGUCACUCGUGAAUAUUGGGUGAAUUUAUUAAAAAAAACAAUUACGUUUCUCAUAAAGCAUUAGUUGGGUUUUUAUCUGAACAUGUUGAUAAUUCUUGAAAGAUGUGCAGAAACACUUUUGCUCUUUUAGUGUUCUAAGGAAGUCGAAGGUCAGCCGACAUUCAGUGAUUUCAAGGCUAAUGCCAUAACAAGUAACAUUUGAUUAAUACUACACCUACUAAAAAAACAACAAGCAAACAAGAAAAACUGCCUUCUGGUAAGACAUUAAGCUAAGGACAGCAUGUGAGCUGAUGGUCAAAGCACUUGGACUUCCUUCAGCCCAGGCGAAAACUUUAUAGUUCUUGCUGCUUUCUCUUACCAUUUUGCUGCUCUUCAGAAAUCAUAUGAAGAACUCCCUUGUUCUGACAGUUUUAGUGGAGGAGGAAAGGGGGGGUUUGAAAUUAAAUCCCUUUAUUGUUAAAAGGCUUUAGUCUGAAGAAAGUUAAAUACCUAUCUUUCCCCUCCACCAAAGAUACUACCUCAUUUGAUGGGAUUCCACCUUCUAGGGCUUUUUUGACUCUAAGUCUUUAACUUGGUUUUGGUAGCAUCUUGCUGUUCAUAUAAAUUAGUAUGGCAUGACAGGGCAGUAGGUAUUUACAGAUGUUGUGUUAGACCUCUUUAGGGCAUGUUCCUGUUUUUAUUUUAAGUGAAUGAGAAGUAAUAUGAAUGUACAGAGGUGUUUUAAAUGUAGCUUAAUUUUCAAAUAUUCCAAAGUUUUUAUCAGUAUUAUGUAGUUUUUGUAAACUUAAAUGCGUAUUUUGUUUAAGUGGGAGUGCACAAGUCUUUCCAAAAUCCCACAUAACUGCAGUUUACACAGUGCAAUUUAAAGAAUGUAUUUUUUUUCUGGCAAGACUAAACCAUACGCAGAGGGGAAGAAUUAGCUAUUAAAUUGUAGUAUUUAAUUGAACUCCUUAACCUAAAACAAUAACAAGAGUUAAACACUUUUAAUUUAAAUAGGUACUUUCUGAUUUGAUACAUACAGCUGUCUUCUGCCCAAAAGAAACAAAUACACACUGAUUCUGGAAUUCUUUAAUUCGUAUUUCUAAUGACAUACUCUAGAUGGUCUUCCCCACUCCCUAUUAAAAUGCAUCUUUUCUCUAGAAGUCAGAAAGCCUUUUCAGACACAAACUCCUGCAUAUAAAUUUCACACAAUGAUCACUUAUCCCUCAAGUAUAACCUCUUCUUCAGUUAAGAGGCCCCAAUCAAAACUGAGUCUGAACUGCUGAAUACACUCUAGAUGUUUUUUUAGGUCAAGUGUGUUAGUUUGACAUAUAUAGCAGGCUUUCCAUAGCUGAUAAAAACAUGUGUUGCUAUUGCAUGCUUGGAGAGCAAAGGCUUUUUUUAGGAAUGACUGAAUACUAAUGUCAGACUACAUGUUUUUGGUGUUUUUUCUUAUAGUUGUUUAUGUACGCUAUCAUUUUGGUCUAUUUCUUUGCGGCAUUUGGUGCAAUAAACUUUCUGAAAUGAA